This is a messenger RNA of Monopterus albus (swamp eel), 2850 nucleotides long. RefSeq names its product family with sequence similarity 49 member A, like (gene fam49al). Gene Ontology annotation, biological process: regulation of actin filament polymerization. The coding region runs from base 1532 to 2506 and encodes 324 amino acids. The record is from RefSeq and is a predicted model, not a curated record. Gene Ontology annotation, molecular function: small GTPase binding. The transcript is spliced from 11 exons. NCBI's taxonomy places the organism in Eukaryota, Metazoa, Chordata, Actinopteri, Synbranchiformes, Synbranchidae.
AGGUGGAGAGAAAAAAAAUUGAAUGGUAGUUGAAAAAUAAAGACACGGCAGAGAAACACCAUAUGGGUGAGUCAGAAAAAGGAGCGACAGAUGGAUGGUUCAGGAGUGAGGAAAAGGGAAUGGAUAGGGAAGAGAGAUGAGAGCUGGAAGAGUACUAUUGCUGCAGGCUUUGUAUACAGUAGAGUGUUGAAAGGGUUUGCUUCCCAGGCCACUGAAAACAGUGUGUGACAGAAAAAGAAGUCAUCGUGGUUCAAGGCAGAGAGAAAGAUACACAGCUGGAUAAGAGAGUUCAGAUGGUAUUAUUUGUGAGCUGAUAGAGCUUAGACUUGGCACAGACAAGCAGUGCUGUUUCUGUGCUAACUAAAUCCACACUGAUGAAGUUCCUGGGCUGCAACAGGAGGAAUCUUUCAGUGAGAACUCAAAGGAGACUGGGAAGCCUCGUUCUACCUCUCGGCGUCCAGUCUGAACCAGGUUUGCUUUUCAGCCGCCAUGUGGGAGUUGAGCUAUGUCUUUAUUAAGACUUGAGGAGCCCCUUGGUUUGGGUUCUUUUACUGGACUACAAAUGAGAUCUGUGCAAUUGCAUAAGAGAAGCACUUUGCUCCACUUUCAUGCUGGCUGACGGCAAACAUUAAAUGUGUUUGCAUGGAACUGAAACUGCAAGCAGAGGCCACCAAACACACUUCCUACUUCACAAAAUGCCAUUUUAAUGAUUGAACUGUGUGCUUGUGAUAAAUGUAAUGGCUUUAAUGUAAUGUACAUUAUGAAUGCCAAUCUGCAAGUUUAAAAGCAAAUGUGUGUUUGCACUCCAUGACUUUUAUUUACAUUAUGCCACUUAGACUUGUUUGCUCCUAAGGGCCACCAGCGAGACCGAAUGGCACCAUGACAGGGAUAUGCUGUGAGAAUACAGGGCCAGUGGAGCUGAGCAAGUGCUGUGGAGUGGUGAAACAGAGAAGUGAGGCAGAGAAGAAAGCUGUAGGGGAUAUUUUUGAGGAACCCAUUCUGAUGUCAGAAACUAAAAGAGAGAAGGAGUCUUCUCUAUUUGUGUAUGAACUAAAAAGAUACAAAAACACAUCAGGACAAUAAAGGCAGAGAAAGGCAAAACUGAACUCUAAAUACGUGAACAUAUUUUAGUGGAUGCUUUUUGCACCAGCAACCUUGCCCAGAAGAGCAUCCUGUUUUACCAACAAGCUUGAAAAAAAGGCAGAGCAGCAUCUAGAACACAUACCAGAUAGAGAAAACCACAGGUCUUUAAAUAGAUGGCUGAAAAAGAGAAGUGUCAAGUGGACAGAGAUACGCAGAGAGAGACAGACUGAGAAAGAGCAAGAACAAAAGUUUACAUCAGGCUUUAAGAAAAGAAAAGAGUGGCAACCAGUGCCACUGUGGAACUUUAGUUUUUGCUUAGAGUUGGAAUUUACUCACAGCAACAAUUUCACAAAUCAUAGAGAACGAGGACAGGAGGACAACAGGAGACAAAACGAAGGGCUAAAGGAAAGGGAAGAGGCAAAACGCUCAUAGGAAACAAGGGGGGCUCAUGGGAAACCUCCUGAAAGUGCUGGCUUGCACCGAACUUGAGCAUGGCCCAAUAGUUUUCCUUGACUUUGAACAUGCCCAGCCUACAGAGGCAGAGACAGCCGUGUGGAACCAGGUCAGCGCUGUGCUGGAGGAGGCUCAUGGGAUCUUAGCCGAGCUGCAGUCCUAUAAUGGCGCAGGCCAGGAGAUACGAGAAGCCAUCCAGAACCCAGGCGACCUCGCUCUUCAGGAGAAGGCCUGGAAUGCAGUCUGCCCACUGGUGGCCAAGCUGAAGAGGUUCUAUGAGUUCUCUCUGAGACUGGAAAAUGCCCUGCGCAGCCUGCUGGAGGCACUGACGAGCCCACCUUACGCUCCCAUGCAACACCUGGAGAGAGAGCAGGCACUGGCCAAACAGUUUGCUGAGAUCCUUCAUUUUACACUCAGCUUUGAUGAACUAAAGAUGACUAAUCCAGCUAUUCAGAAUGACUUCAGCUACUACAGGAGGACCAUAAGUAGGAACAGGCUGAACAACCAGCAGCUGGAGGCAGAGAACGAGGUUAACAAUGAAAUGGCCAAUCGGAUGUCCCUGUUCUAUGCUGAAGCCACACCCAUGCUGAAGACACUGAGUAAUGCCACCACCAAGUUUGUUUCAGAGAAUAAGACCCUGCCCAUAGAGGACACCACAGACUGUCUGAGCACCAUGGCCUGCGUGUGUCGUGUCAUGCUGGAGACCCCUGAGUACCGCUGUCGGUUCACCAACACAGACACCAUGCUGUUCUGUAUGAGGGUGAUGGUGGGCGUCAUCAUUCUCUAUGACCAUGUUCACCCUGUUGGAGCUUUUGCCAAGACCUCCAAAAUUGAUAUGAAGGGCUGCAUCAAGGUGCUGAAAGAGCAACCGUCCAACAGCGUGGAGGGACUUCUGAAUGCACUGAGGUACACGACACGACAUCUAAAUGAUGACAGCACCUCCAAACAAAUCAGGGCCCUCCUGCAAUGAAGGAAAGAGGAGAGCCGCAGAGAGAUGGAGGGAAAAAGGAGUGCACUUGAAAGAGGACAAAAAGGAGGAAGAGGAGGAAACAAAAAUCAGUGGCUGAUAAAUCUGUUUCUUGACAAUGAACAAAGAAAAGCAUCUCCAGGUUAAGAGCAACCUGAUGAUAAUAGGACGAGGAAAAUAAUUAUAUAUAGUCAGCUGUCCAUCAUUCUGUCUCUCAUUUUGUAAAGUAAGAAAAGAGAAAAAAGCCAGAAAAGAAAAUAUAGUUAUAUAAUAAAACAAGUGAAAUAAACAGCAGAUGAAAAAUAGGAAGAGGAAGUUAUAUCGAGAAAUUUAAGGUCAGAACUGAA